GUCUAGACUUGUUGUUUAUGAAUAUUUUCAAUGAACAGCGCCAUUUCUAUGGGGUGAGCAAAAGCGAAAAUAGAACUGACUCAUUGCAGCUUUAGUCUGCAAGAUACGAUACGAAGCUAAAAAAGCUUCGUAGUAAAUAUUAGGAGACUUCAGUGCAAAUCUCUAUUUUUUAAUGGUUGUUUCUUAGGGCAAGCCUUUCAUACGUCCAUCGUAAAAUGUGUCGUUGCAAACCAAUUCGGACCCAAGCUUAGGCAAAACACCUCCUUAGCGAUACUGAUAUUCAAGUGAACUUUAUGUUUAUUUCAAUUUCCCCUCUAUUGAAAGUACUAACUCAGCUAAAAAUGACAGCCUACUACGUAAACGUUGCUGAGUGGAGCCCGGAACAGGUUGUAGACUGGAUGCGGGGCUUGGAUGAUACUCUUCUUCCCUAUAUGCAACACAUGCUUGAACAAGAAAUAAAUGGCCAUAGACUCCUCUCAACUACAGUUGAAGAUUUGCCUGUGUUUCACAUAGAUAAACUUGGCCACCAAGAAAUUUUCAUGGGAGCAGUUGAUUUAUUAAGAGAUUUUCAUUACAAUUUGGAUCGUGAAAAUCUUCAAUAUCUAGCUAUGCAGUUAGGCUGUAAAGCAAGAAGCCUCUUUAAUGAGCUGCUAAGUACAUGUCAUUCCUAUAACAAUGGCAAAGCUGAACAAGUGACUACUGCAACUUUGGCAGCAGUUGCAGAUAUCAUUGAUAGAGUUAAAGAUCUUCUAUCUUGGCUUGAUAGAGCACCCUUUGAUGGUCAUGAACCAUAUUUAGAAGUCAAAAGCAAAUUGCUUAAAAUAUGUCUUGAGCUUGCCACUAAUGCACAAAGAGAUUUGUUUGCUGAACACCCAGUUCAGGUUAUUAGAGAAGGCUGCCUCUCUUUAAUCACGAUUACUGAUAGAAUAAUAUGUGAGUUUCUGGAUCCGUUGGUAUUACAGCCAGCCUCCCUUGAUGUUGCGACUGUAAAAAAGAAACCCGAGGAAGAUGUCGUGCUUAUUAGUUCCCAUUCUAUUUCUAGUAGCUAUGAUGGAACUGAUCUUUGGUUACAAGGCAUGCUUAUUCAGACAUCGUAUAAAGGCGUCCAUGUCAUUGGAGGCGUAAAGUUCCAGAGUCCAGCCCACCAGUGCGGGAAAAUAGAAGAAGGUGACGAAGUAGUACAGGUUAACUAUCAAACGGUUGUCGGUUGGCAGCAGAAAAAGCUGAAAGCCGCAAUGUUAGAAAACCCAACUAAGGUGAUCCUGACUCUAAAAAAGCGGCCACGUCAUUCGAACAAUUUUGGUCAAAUCUACGUGAAACCUUAUCGUCUGCCAAGUAAGAAGCGCGAGUCGUACCACUUUCGGUGGCACUUGGGUGGUGAGAGUCAAACGAAGCCGGAGCUCACGUCGUCUUCCAAAGCCAUUGAUUCGAUUACUAUGAGCACGGUUCCAGUUGUACACAUUGCGCCUCCAGUAAUGGCUGAGGUAAUGGCAGCUGAACUGCCUUCGGAGGUGGAGAGUGACGAUACUGAUGAUGACAGCUUCUUGCCAGACAAUCACGACCCCAUCGCUGCGGCAGCCGCCGCUGCAGCCGUUGCGGCUGCUACAGGCUCGGAUGUAGCAGGAUGCGUGGCCGCUUCCCCAGCAAGUGUUCGACUAAUUUUGCCGAAAAACAGAUUGAGUAUCCAAAGAAGGGCGACAGUGACUGGUGCAAGUCCUACAUCGUCUCGUCCAACUCUCAAUAUUGAACAGUUCUGGAAGCAAUUGAAAGAAGGCCAGCAAAGUAAAACACCAGAGUUAUUCGACUUUCUCCUCGAGCAACAACAGCAGCCUGAACAACGGCCGCAUAGUAGUGUUGGCCACUACGAUGGUCAACCACGUGUACCGCACAAGAAAGAUUCAAGUGUCAACCAGUCAGACACCUCUGCGCCCGAUAAAGCAGGGUUGCUGCUGUUGCGAGAAAAGGAGAAGGUCCACGCUAUUCCGUCGGCGUUAAUGGCCGGAAAAAUCUGUGAGGAACCAAGUGAAUUAUGCACAGAGUUCAACCAAUCGCCAAAAGACAACAAACAAAUUGACGAAAGUGACGUAGAAAUUCGAUCGCCUUCACGAAAAGUGUCCCAGGAUCGACCACGGCUGGAUAAGAGUCAAAGCACUCCAACUUACGAAUUGGUGUCGGGCGACAUGAGUUCAUUUGAGGAGAAACUACGCGAUAUCCGCUUACGCAAACAAAGCCGAGUGGAAGAAGAAGCGCCCAAUCCUGUUAAAGAAAAUUUAAACCACAGCCCUUGUCCAAUUUCCAUUUCCAGCGUCGGAAAAGAUGCCCCGCCACUGUCACCUAAACCAGCCCUGCCUCCCCGAAACAAAGUUCGGCCUCCCCCGGAAGAAGACACAAUCGCUGACCCGGCUUUGGUUAAUGCAUUAACGCCGGUUCCAUUCCUUCCGCACACAGAAUCCACUUGUCAUAAUUCGCAUAUCAUUCCCUCCUAUGGCCCUAUUCCGGCACUUGAUGACAGAUCGGGUCCAGAGGCGAGCGCAGCAUCGCGUGAACUGUCGCAUUUGGGUUUGCGUCCGCAUGAAAUCCGCGAUCUGAUCCAUCGCGGACUAUGGCCUCGCCAUCCCGCCGAUGAAGAUCGAGUAGCGCUGCCUGCCUUGACUCGAGUAACCCGUCUGGACUCCAAUUUCGAUCCCGUUCCGGGUAGCACUGUUCCGCGGAUCGCUCCCUCCCUUUUGGUAACCUACGCUCGCCAUGACGAAGAAGUUCACGUGGCCCUUCCUCCAGUUAAAACGAGCAGUCACAACAGUAGUCAUUACGGUGCAAUUAAUUCUGCCAGUCGCACCCAAUACCAGCAUCUUAGUCAGCGCCCCGCAAACUACCAACAACAGCAACAACUAAGACAGCAACAACAGCAGCAACAAUCCGAUAAUGAGAGAUCAACAAGUGACGGUCUACGACAUCGCCGUGUUCCAUGUCGCGAAUUAGGAGAAGGCGAUUGUCAAGGAUGGCUGUUCCGACGUCGUCAGACACGUGGUUUUUUUACCGGGCCGCGAUGGACACGCCGUUUCUUCGUCCUGAAGCGACAUACCCUUUAUGGUUACCGCGAUCCCGAGGAUCAGAAAGCGGAAAGCCUGAUAUGCUUACCUGGGUUUAGUUCGUCUGUCGCCACCGAAGUCAAAUCGAAGAAGUUCGCCUUUAGAGUUUUCAAUCCGGGCACCAUGUUUUACUUUGCUUGUGAGACUAAGGAUGAAUUGAACAAAUGGCUGAACACGGUAAAGCAGUCAGCUACAGCGCCCUAUGGGAACACUGGUGAGGGUUCGAAUAUACACAAGGACCCCUCGUUUAUCACCAAAGGAGCUUAUUACAGUGAAACGGAAGACGAAUCCCUUGACGAAGCAGAGAACCAUAAGAGUGGUCUAUUCGGCUACACUAGGACGAAGGAAAGGGAAAGUCCCACCAGCGUUGCCCCCUUCCAAUUCGCACAAAACAACCCCAUUCGAAGGAGCAGUAACACUAGGUCGAAUAAAAAAGAGCCCUGAAAAUCCCUAUUCGACAGAGGAGAAAAGUUCGUCGUCUGCUUCCAAAGCCAACAGCCGGAGUCCGAUGGCUGCCAGUUUAGACCGAAAAUAUUUGCGUUUCCUACGUGUGGCUCCCGAAAAACAACCUGUACCGACACCGCAAUUCCGC
This is a messenger RNA of Daphnia magna, 3681 nucleotides long. RefSeq lists its product as uncharacterized. The coding region runs from base 294 to 3533 and encodes 1079 amino acids. Gene Ontology annotation, molecular function: protein binding. The transcript has 15 exons. NCBI's taxonomy places the organism in Eukaryota, Metazoa, Arthropoda, Branchiopoda, Diplostraca, Daphniidae. The record is from RefSeq and is a predicted model, not a curated record.